AUGAUCAAAAUCUACUUGGCCAAGAAAGGUGAUAAAUCAAUCGAUAAUCUGAGUGCUCGUGAUGUAGCAAUUGCCUCUUCCAUUGCAAAGAUAUUUGCUUCCACAUUAACCUAUCCGCACGAGGUUGUGAGAGCUAGGCUUCAAGAGCAAGGACACCACAGUGAGAAACGUUACUCGGGGGUAAGAGACUGCAUAAGGAAAGUGUUUGAGCGAGAUGGAUUCGCCGGCUUUUACAGGGGAUGUGCAACGAAUCUGCUGAGAACAACUCCUGCUGCAGCUAUCACAUUCACUAGCUUCGAAAUGGUUCAUCGUUUCCUUGUCACUCGUUUGCCUUCUGAGCAAAGCUCUCUACUUUAA
Microthlaspi erraticum is the source of this 357-nucleotide messenger RNA. NCBI's taxonomy places the organism in Eukaryota, Viridiplantae, Streptophyta, Magnoliopsida, Brassicales, Brassicaceae. The record is from the annotation of a GenBank genome assembly.